UGUUAGUCUGUGAUUGGUCAGAAUUUAGAAGAAUUUUGGCGACAAUUUUAAAUGGUGGUUUCGAGAGCUUAUUAUUUGGGCUUAUAAAUGAGCACAAAGGAACAACACAACAAAUCAUGGAAGAAAACAGUGAAUGUACUGAUGUUUCAAUUAAUCCCUUUGAAGCAGAAAGCACCGAUAGUCUUCAUCUCUCCAAGUUUAGUCCAUCUAUCUUCAAAAUAAAAAAUACCCCUUCCUCUUUAACAAAGAAACCAAGCAAGUUUAGGUGGUCAAUUGAUCAAAUGGCCAUCCUGCACCCAGCUGAUAUAGAUGAGACACCGCAGCAAGACACUCAAGUUGAUCAGGAUGCUGAACAACGCAUCCAGGAAGCUAUUGAUAAAUUUUUCAGUCAAAACAAAGUAGUUCCUUCACCGUGGUCUUCUGGGAAACCUGUGAAACAUGUGACAUUCUCACCGCAUCCACCAAGUACAAAUUAUUAUGAUAUCAAGUCAGCUGAUAAUUCAGCAGCUUCAUUAUGUGACACAUCAUUUGCUAAUGCUAAGCCAAAUAUGACUGAUGCAUCCUGUCAGACGUGCUUAACAUUGCCUCUUGAUUUUGAUUUACAUUCUUUGCUCCAAUCAUUUUACAGCUUUCAACAGGGGAAUAUGGAUGAGAUUCUGUCGACUUCUUCACUUCGUCGCAAACUGUUCUUACCAUCGACAGAAUCAGAAUCAAGUUCUAGUAUGAAUUACGUUCAAUCAAGUCGGUGUGAAAACAGUGUGUUUCCUCCAGCAUCUCUCUCCCUAUCGCCAAUCAAUUCAAUUAAACAUGGUAAUGUCUUAGCUGAUAGAGAAACACCAAACACACCAGCUUCUGUUAAGAGUCAGUUCUCCUCCAGUCCAAAAUCAACCCCUUCAUUUACACCUAUUGGCAAGAAGUAUGCUUCAUUAAUAUCAUCAGAUAUUGAGUCUCCUCCAUUCUCACCCAUAAAAAUGGACUCCCUGAAAAAUCCAGUAGAUAAUCACAGAGUACGGAUGCACCCCAUAGAGAACACACCUUGUGGUAGAACCAAGUCCAUGCUUUAUUUCGACGUGCCAGAAGUAUCACCAAUCCAUGGACCCAUAAGUAGUCAAAAUAACCUUAUCAAAUUUGACAGGAAAUGUACAGGUAAAGAAAACAAAUUUGGUGCUAAACUAGAACAGUCAAGUUCAAAUGUUUCAAAUCCUCGCAGUAAUAGUAACACUCCCAGAGGUGCAAUAGCUAAGGUUAACCUGAUGUCAGUGUUAGAUCGUCAUGCUGGAUCUCCCACCAACACAAACUUUAAUAAUUCAGCUGACACUCAGCAUCCAGUAAAAAAAGAUUAUACAGUGGAGUUGCCACCACAACAUUGUUUAUCAAAUGUAGAUGACAUCAAUUAUACCAAAGAUUUGAGAUCUAAUCAGUUAGAGAAGCGCAAAGAUGACUUGUGUCAAGAUAACGUUGGGGAGAUGCAGCUAGCUCCUCCAAGUUCACUUGAUGUCUCAAGCAUUGAUGCAAAUCAGAGAAACCUCCUGCAGGUCGAUGCCAGUAUGUUGGAGUUCAGUACCUCACUAGACACAUUUGAUGUUAACACCAGCGCUGCAGAUAAAUAUCUUACAAGUACCAUGCGAAAGGACUACUUUGGUGAAGCACCAAAUGAAAAUGAACACACAGUUGAUUUCCCAGUUAGUGGGUUCACAGACAAUGUUGCAGGCUGCUCGUCAAUUGCUAAACAAAUUCCAUUUGACAUAAGUGAUGGUCGGGAGAAUUUGAUGGACACAUCCCAGGAAAGCCUGUCACUGCAAGGAAACCAGUGUCAAAUAAAAGAUCUUUUUAGUGGAUCUAACAAAACGGAAAGUGUCCAACCAAUAGUAGCUCACCAUGAACCUGUUGAACCACUUUUGUUCAAAAUAACCGAUGAUGUGAUAUUACAAGAUGAAUGUAAUAUUAGGUCAUCAAGAUUUGACUUGGAAAUGAGCACGAUGGAUAGUAAUUAAUAUUCAGAUAACUAAGGACAGUCUAGGGAAUGUCAAUAGAGAUAUUCUUAAACCCCUGUCCAAACUAUCACAUUUUGAGAAAAACAUGACAUGCCUAAAUAUGGUCAUGAUGACAUCACAUCAUGACCAUAUAUAGGCACAUCAUGACUAUAUAUGGGCAUACAACAGUUUUUUGUCAAAGAAAAUUUGAUAGUCUGGACAGAGCUUUAAGUUCUGUCGUCAACUCUCAGAAGGUUUGUGUUACCCAUAUAUGGCCAUGAUGAUGUCGUCUUGCACCAAUAUAUGGACAUGAUGAUGUCAUCUCACACCCAUAUAUGGGGGAAUUACAGGUAUUUGUCACAAUUCUAAAUUGAUAGUGUGGACACGGCCUUACAGACUGAUAGAGUGAAAGGAAAGAUGGCUAUUGUAUGAACAGUGCUUAUGCUGAUAAACAGACACACACACCCAUGAAAAAUAUACAGGUACUGUAUAAAUAAUACAAGUGCCUUGCAGGCAGCAGAUAUUAUUGGCCAAACUGCUUUCCAACAAGCAUUUUAUGGGCAAUCCUAAAUUUAUUUCAUGAUUGUGUAUAGUACUUAAUCAUUCCUUCCAAUAUGUCUAUUUUAUUGAAUAUUGAGUUCAAAUUUAUCAUGAAAGAAUGUUCAUAUUUUUAAAGAAUUGUUAUACAGUUGAACUUGCCUAAGUCGAAUCCAAAAUGCCAUUGAAAAAUUGUUCAACUUAGAUAAUUUGGCUUACAGAUUGUUUAUUAAUGGAAAACACAAUUUAGCAAGUAAAAUAAGUAAGAUAAAUUAUUUGAGUAAAGAAAAGUCGACUUCGCCAAGUUUAACUGUAAUCUGACAAACAUAUCAUUAAGACAAAUAUUAAAAACAAUAUUAUGGAGUCUGCUUUUGAUAUAAAUCAAUUGUAAAAUUAGAUUCCUUGCACAUUUUUGUAGGUGAUCUUGUCCUGCUAAUCAUUUUGAAUUUGUCCCUUUUUUGAACGAUUGUCAAUACCAGACAUUUUGUGACAAGUGGACGAUUGCUAAUUAACAUUGCCAUUGGUAUUGGUGAGCUAUUAAGCUGGCUCUGACUAAAAAUUGGCUAUCAUUAAACUACUGUAGAUUAUUAAAAUUGUUUCUUGUAAUUUGCCAUACAAGCAAUGAAUUUCUGUAACAAAUCAAGACUUAAUCAAAAUAUGCCUACAUGGUCUUAUGAAAUAAUGUUAUCGAAAUAAUGGUAUCAAAUUCUUAUUUACUAAAAUUAGCAAGUGAUCAGGAUAAUCUUGUUAGUAACUUUACAAAGUUAAUAUAUUCACAAGAAAAAUUUGUUUUAAGUGGUGCUAUUGGACAGAUUCUUGUUUUCCAAAUGCUAAACAUUUAGGGAAUUAAAUUGGUCUGUUAAAUACCCCUUCCCCAACUGAUGGGGAAGGGCUGAAUUAACCCAAACAUAUCCAGGCAUGAAAAAAGAUUUAAGAUUGUUUAAUUGUACAUACAUUUCAUAUUUACAUAAUAAUCAUUGACUAUCAAUGCAAAAUAGUUUGAUAUACUAUUGUUUUUUAUUAAACAUUUCAAAUACAAACUCUGAUUUCAUCUAUUUUUGUAAUUUUUGACCCAUCAUUCAUUAAUAAUAAUAUUUUACUAUAUAAAUACUACAUUUUCAAAAUUCCACAACUUCCAGGACAUAAGAACUCAGCUCCCUUGAUGGCUAAUCCUGAUUCUUACUCUAGUAUGUAUAUUUACAUUGGGUCAUUCCAGAUUUCUGUAUGAAGUUUAU
Molecule: messenger RNA, 3745 nt
Organism: Anneissia japonica
Lineage: Eukaryota; Metazoa; Echinodermata; Crinoidea; Comatulida; Comatulidae
Product: protein aurora borealis-like
Exons: 10
Coding region: 117-1994 (625 amino acids)
Biological process (GO): activation of protein kinase activity; regulation of mitotic spindle organization; regulation of mitotic nuclear division
Cellular component (GO): cytoplasm; nucleus
Molecular function (GO): protein kinase binding
Source: RefSeq, a predicted model, not a curated record